AUGUCUACAAACACUGAUGUUGCGUGGCUGGAAAGGCUAAGUAGGCUUGAUGCUAAGCUCUUCGCCAGGGUUGACGAGAUGGGGUUCAGACGCCCCAGCAAGAUCCAGGCCGUCACGCUUCCCAUGAUCCUCACGCCUCCCUACAAGAACCUCGUAGCCCAGGCGCACAACGGCUCCGGCAAGACCACCUGCUUCGUCCUCGGCAUGCUCAGCCGCGUCGACCCCAGCCGCAGGACUCCCCAGGCCAUCUGCAUCUGCCCUACCAGGGAGCUUGCGCAGCAGGUGUUGAUGCAGGCAAAUCUGUUCCUGACCAAGCUGACCAGCAUGUGCGAGAGGAGCACGGAGAAGGGCUCUAUGUGGGUCACCAUGAAGCGAUCGUCGAUGAAGUGUCAGGCUAGGUUGAAGAAGAUGUCGAGUAAGGGGGAGCCUAUUAAGUACCGGUGCCUGGUCUGCGCCACCGAUGGCAAGAGGAACAUCUCCACCUCGGUACGAGAUGGCUCUGACCAGAAUUGGUCUUGCUGGCAUCGCCGUCAUGGGGGCAGAACCUUGCCCUCAACCUUCUCCCGCUCCCUUUUUGCUCAGGCGGUGGUGCACAUCCCGCGCCAAUUCAAGGUGUCGGACUGGUUCCUGGACAGGAAGAAGGACUACAAGGACGUGAGGUUCUCCCAGGUCGUCUCCAACGCCGUCGACAUGAAGCUCAGGGAUGACCUUGAGAGGCUCAAGAAGAUCAGGGAGCUCCGCAUCCGAGUCUCGUCCAUCCUCGGCAGCAAGGAGCUGGGCCAAGGGAGCAAGCAGCGCUGCUGUUUACUUGGGGCCAGAUCGACCACGUCAGAUUGCCACGUCAGAUCCGACGUGGCCUGGGUAGACAGCCAGUGA
Aegilops tauschii subsp. strangulata is the source of this 876-nucleotide messenger RNA. The record is from RefSeq and is a predicted model, not a curated record. NCBI's taxonomy places the organism in Eukaryota, Viridiplantae, Streptophyta, Magnoliopsida, Poales, Poaceae.